AUGGAUUAACACCAAAAUCUCACUCGUUGUACUUUAAUGGUAAAUGAUAGUUAAAGUGAGACUAAUAACAAUAUUGAUCAUUCUAUUAUGGGAGCAGAGGAGGCAGUUUCAAAAGAUGUUAUAAUGCAGAAUAUUAAAUAAAAAGAAAAAUUUGAACAAACAGAAAUUAAUGCUAUAUUUCAAAAUUUGUAAAGUAAUUAAACAAGCACUAUGUCUCCAAAGUAGAAAUCCUUUUCAAAAUUAUUGAUUUAUUUUCAUUCAACAAAAUAUGCCAACAAGAUGUUACAAUUAAUUAGACCAAAUGAGAAAUUUUCAAAGAAACAUUUUAAAAUUAUAGAUGAUUCUGCAUCAUCCUAUAAACAUAUGAAGAAAAGAACUCAUAUAACAACAAAUAUGCUUAGUUAAAAUUUAAAUUUAAUUGAUUUCAGAAUAAAACUCAGAAUGAGAGUUAGAGAGUUUUAAUCUUUAUUAAAAUAAAAGUUUUUGCUUUGCUUUUCCUAAAUUCCAUUAAUUGAACCCUAAAGUAAAUUUAAAUUAUUGUGGGAUUUUCUAUUGAGCAUCAUGAGAAUGUAUAUGAUAAUAUGCAUGCCUAUAGUAAUAUCAUUCCAUUCUAAAGACAGCGAAUAAUAUCAUUUUCUUUACAUUAUUCUAACAUGCCUAUUUUUUAUUCUAGACAUUAUCCUUAGAGCCUUUACAAUUUGUUAUGACAAGGGACUUCCUUUAAAGGACAAAUUCGAAUUGAUUAAAAGACAGUUUACACUAUCAACUUUCAUGGAAUUAUUUAGCAUCUUUUGUGGGAUUAUUAUUGCUUUAUCAUUCUUAUCGGAAUAAGAAAGCCCAUAUAUAUUAGAAGAGGAUGGGUGGCCUAGAAUAGUACUUUUACUCUUCUACUAAUAAAUAAUGAAUAUUCUACAAUAUUUUGAUACAAUUUAACAUCAAUUAAAAUUAAGUAAAUUAAGUAAUUCGUUUAUUGAAUUGCUUAAAUUAGUAUUCUUAAUAUUAUUAAUACAACAUUUUUGUUGCUGUCUUUGGUAAAGAUAAUAGUUAUUAAUUAAGGGUAGUGAUAGGAGAGUAUAAGUAAAGGUAGGAUACAAUUAAUUGGCUUAAAAGAGUUGAAGGAGAGCCUUGGUAAAAUGUAUAUUUGGAAUCAUUUUAUUUUAUGAGUGUCACAAUGUUCACAGUUGGUUAUGGAGAGAUAGUGCCAACAAGUAAGAAUAACUUAGAUAAUUUAGACCCUAUUGAGAAGAUAUUUUGUAUUUGUUAUAUGUUUCUAUCCACUAUGCAGCUUUCAUUUUCCGUUAAUACAAUUGGAACCAUUUUAACCUAAAUCAAAGAGAACAAUGAGAAGAUUAGAUAGAAAAUGACAUGUAUAAACGAGUAUAUGAGGGAAAAAUAGAUUAGUUAAAGUUUACAAUAUAAGUAUUUGUUGAUUAAAUUUAGAUUAGAGUGAGAGAAUAUUUCAAUUUUUAUUGGGAAUAGGAGGUCAUAUAAAAACGAAAUGAACAAUCUGAUUUGAUCUAAUUGUUACCUGAAGAAUUGUAAAACAACCUAAAAAAUGAAUCUGCUUAGGUUCUAAUGAGCAAAUGUCAAUUUUUUAAGUAAUUCUUCUCCUAAAAAUGUUUACAUCAGCUACUAGAUAAAGUAGAAUUUAAGACAUAUUAACCUGGAAUAGUCAUUGAAAACAAUGAUCUGAAUAUAUUCAUUAUAGAAUAAGGCUUAGUUGAAGUUAAAUAAUAAAAGGUAUUGAUGUAUACAAUAUAAGAGGUAAUUAUGUUAUUUGAAAGAUAAUGAUUAUUUCGGUCAUUUGGAAAUGAAAAGUAAUUAAUCAUCUACAUUAUAAUAUAAAACAGCCUCUUUUUGCAGUAUAUUAAUAAUUCCUAAUUAAGGAAUAAGGGAGGUUUUGUAAUAAAAUGAAAAUGAUUAGGAAUAAUAUUAAAAAAUAAAAGAUAUAUCCUAUUGUUACGUUUGUCAAGACAAAAGUCAUUUGAGUAAUGAAUGUAACCAAGUUCAUUUUGUGCCAGACAAGGAGAAAGUCAUAAAAUAAUAUAAUUUUAUUCAGGAAUAACUUCGCGAUUGCUUCAAGAGGUCAAAAAAGAGACAUCAUUUUUCUGCCUCAUAAGAUUUAGAAUUGAUUUAAAAUUCUGCGAAAAUCUAUCAAAUAGAAAACGAUUUAAUAAUUGAAUAAAUAGUUCCUACUAUAUUUUAUGAGUAAAAAUAAUCAAUUUAAGAAUUGGAAGAUUGCUAAAAUUAUUAAAGUGAUAAUCAUUUAAGAAAAAUCAAAUAUAAACAUAAGGCUUCAGGGUCUUCCAAUCUGAUUAGGGUAUAAACUAUUGAUAUUUUGAUUAAUGAUAAUGGCAUGAAAGAGAUGUAUGAGUAAAUCAAAUAGAAAUAUGAGAAUAUUCAUAAAUACACUCAGUAAUAAUAAAAGGAUCUCUAAAUGCUUUAUAAGUAGUUGAAUAACAAGGGAGAAGAGAAUUCAGAAACUUGUGAUAAAAUCCAAAACUUACGAUAUAAUAAAGAGUGGAAUCUAGAGAAUAUUGUUAAGAAGAUUAAUAGAUGCUAAAGAUAAGAGUGUUAGAAAUCUGCAGUCGAACAAUUUUAGAAAUAUUUGAUGUUUCCGAAUUUAUUUGUAUCUUUAUAUAAGAAUAAGAAAAUACCAACUUAAGAGGACGAGGAAAAGCGGAAUGCAUCGGUAUUCAUUCAAUAAUACAAAUAAAGUAAAUUUUACAUAUUAUGUGUAAGAUCUGAAAAACCUAAAGAGAAGAAGUGGAAGAAUUGUACCUUAAUUAAUAUUUAAUAUAAAUUAAUGAACGACAAUAAGUAGAAAGAUCUUGAAAGUCCAAUUUUCUCAGUUGUGUGUUUUCCUGAUUCUGUUUUAGUGAGUUUGGGAGGAGGAGGAAAAAGAUACGGUUUAGUUAAUAGUCUAGUAUGUAUUCUUCAAUAUUCUUAAGCAAUUAUUUCCGAAACCAAUUUAUGGAAUUUUGAAGGAUCCCAUUCAUACUUUACAAUUAGGAGACGAGAUAUUCUAAAGAUUAAGACUUAACACGAAAACAGGAUUAAUUGUUGGAAAUAGCGAUGAUUAAUGUGUGAUAUUGAAAGUUUAAGAUAACAAGAUCUCAAUAGUAACAAAGUUUUAGACUGACAGGGCAGCAAAAGAACCUUGUUAGAAUGACGGAGUCUUUAAUUAUUAGGGGGAUACUUUGGCCACAGGAGGAGAAGAUGGAAUUUUGAAGGUUUGGAAUAAGGAUUAUCAAUUGAAAUUCACUGUGGAUAUGAAAGGCAAAAUAUAAUCAUUGGAUUAUCAUGUAGCAAAUGGAAUGGUAAAUCUGAUUUUGACAAUAGUUAAUAGUGGCCACUGACAAUGAGGAAUGCAAAAUAUUAAAGGAUAGCCACGUGUUGCAUAAAUUAGAUAUAUCAUCAAACAAUAUCCACAAAUUGCAAUUUCAAUCAGCUCUCUUCUCAUUAGAUGGCAAUACAAUAUUUACAUUCAAGAAUCCAAUGAGAGGAGCUUCAUAUAUGACAAGUUGGAGAAUUGAAAAUGACAACAUUAAACCAUUAAAAACAAUAAAAAUUCAUGGACAUCCAGUAGUCACUACUUGUUAAUCAAAGGAAGGCAUGUUCAUUGGUAUUGGAUGUUCAGAUGGAACUGUAAAAAUAAUAAAUGCAAGGUAUCAUUCCCUGUGUAUAUUCAUUUAGAAAAUUGGAUGUUGAAUCUAGUAAGUAAGCUCAUGAGCUUCCCUGUACUGCAUUAUGCUUCACUCCAGAUUCCAGAUUCAUUAUUUCAGGAUCGGUCGAUGCCAAAUACCAUUUUCUCUAAAAUACUAGACCUUAAGGAAUAUUUUCUUUACUAUCAAAAUUCUGGCUAUUAGGCAUGUUGUUAGCAUACUUAAUUAUUGUAAUAAAGGAUUUAUUUGAAUGAGAG
Paramecium octaurelia is the source of this 3922-nucleotide messenger RNA. Lineage: Eukaryota; Ciliophora; Oligohymenophorea; Peniculida; Parameciidae. The record is from the annotation of a GenBank genome assembly.